GUCUCUCAUUUGUAUUUUUUUUUAGAAAACCAUACCCUGCUUCAUUGUUGCACAGCCAUGUCAGGAUUUGAAGGCUUUCCAGAUUAUAUGGACAUUGAAAUGGUUGAUGGUCAAGACUGGAGCCUUUAUACCAGUAUCACGAAGAUGAAAGUCCCCUUGGAUCCAUUCGUGAAGGAACAUCUGGAUCCAAAGCACUGGGAUAAUAGCACUGAAGAGUCAGCUAGAUUGAAGCUUGUAGUCACCACCAUAUUUGAUUUGAUAAAAUUGCACAACAAUGAGACUGCAGGAGCACAUGUAUUCCAGAUGAGUAUUUCCUGUUGGUGGGAUGAUAAGACUCAUGCCACAGGUAGUAGUGAGGCAUCUGUGUACGAUGGACUAGACUUGGUAUGGAGUGGACCAGUGGCUCAUGUGUCAAAUGGAUUAUCUGGCAAAGAUGAGAUAGAGCCAAAAUACCUGCAGGAGUGCAUUGGGCAGCUAAAGAAAUAUGUGACGUCUGGGAAGGAAUACUUGAACAGGAAAGUCCCCCCAGAUGUCUUGCUGUUCUUUAGCUACUCUUCCAACUCUUCAGUGGUGUGCCACGCUACAGGUUUCUACCCUAAGAGAAUGAACAUCACUUGGAAGAAAGAUGGACAGGUGAUGAAAGAGGAUGUGGGGCCGAUACUGCCCAAUGGGGAUGGAACCUUCCAGAUAAGAGCCAUGAUUACUGUGUCACCUGAGGAGAGGAAGAAGAGCAACUUCACCUGUGAGGUGGAACACGUCAGUGGACUGAUCAUCAAGACCCUGAGUGAGGAAAAUGGUAAGAGAGCACUGGAACCUUGACUACCAUACUAUAUGUUAUUUCACACACU
Alosa sapidissima (American shad) is the source of this 848-nucleotide messenger RNA. RefSeq names its product major histocompatibility complex class I-related gene protein-like. The coding region runs from base 58 to 819 and encodes 253 amino acids. NCBI's taxonomy places the organism in Eukaryota, Metazoa, Chordata, Actinopteri, Clupeiformes, Clupeidae. The transcript is spliced from 3 exons. The record is from RefSeq and is a predicted model, not a curated record.